Messenger RNA from Nematolebias whitei (Rio pearlfish), 2353 nucleotides. RefSeq names its product teneurin-3. NCBI's taxonomy places the organism in Eukaryota, Metazoa, Chordata, Actinopteri, Cyprinodontiformes, Rivulidae. Gene Ontology annotation, cellular component: neuron projection. The record is from RefSeq and is a predicted model, not a curated record. Gene Ontology annotation, molecular function: protein homodimerization activity; cell adhesion molecule binding; protein heterodimerization activity. Gene Ontology annotation, biological process: heterophilic cell-cell adhesion; neuron development.
UAACAACCUUGCCCACCGGUACUUCCUGGCCACCGACCCAGUGACAGGGCAGCUGUAUGUGUCUGACACCAACUCCAGAAGAAUUUACCGACCCAAGAUGCUCAGUGGGGCCCAUGACCUCUCCAGUAAUGGAGAAGUGGUGGCUGGCACAGGGGAGCAGUGUCCUCCUUUUGAUGAGGCAAGAUGUGGGGAUGGAAGAAAAGCUACAGAGGCACUGCUUCUGGGACCAAAAGGGAUUGCAGUUGAUAAGAAUGGGCUAAUCUACUUUGUGGAUGGAACAAUGAUCAGGAAGGUGGAUCGUAAUGGAAUCAUCUCCACAGUGCUGGGCAGCAACGACCUCACGUCUGCACGACCUUUGACCUGUGAUACCAGCAUGCAUAUCAGACAGGUUCGAUUAGAGUGGCCCACAGAUCUAGCCAUCAAUCCCAUGGAUAACUCCAUUUAUGUCCUGGACAACAAUGUUGUGCUGCAGAUCACUGAAAACGGACAGGUUCGUAUUGUGGUGGGUCGGCCCAUGCACUGCCAAGUACCAGGCAUAGAGUACACCAUGAGUAAGAGAGCGGUGCAAACAAUGCUGGAGGGUGCCUCAGCCAUCGCCUUGUCCUACAGCGGUGUCCUUUACAUCGCAGAGACCGAUGAGAAGAAAAUCCACCGUAUUCGACAAGUAUCAACUGACGGAGAAAUUACCCAUAUAGCUGGUGCAACAUCUGACUGUGACUGCAAGAAUGAUGCCAACUGUGACUGCUAUCAAACUGGAGAUGGUUAUGCUAAAGAUGCCAGACUUAAUUGUCCUUCAUCUUUGGUGGUGUCUCCGGAUGGGACACUGUUUGUGGCUGAUCUAGGAAACAUUCGCAUUCGAGCUGUUCGACGCAACCAGCCACGCACUGGUUCUUUGGCUUCAGGACCCAGGUCCUAUGAAGUGGCCUCUCCAGCCUCUCAAGAACUCUAUGUGUUUGAUGCUAAUGGGACGCACCAGUUCACUCUGUCUCUGGUGACUGGAGACUACAAAUACAACUUCAGCUACAGCAAUGAGGAGGAUGUAACAGCUGUGACGGACAGUAGCGGGAACACUCUUCGGAUUCGGAGGGACACCAACAGGAUGCCUGUACGUGUGGUCGCUCCUGAUAAUCAGGUCAUUUGGCUGACCAUUGGGACUAACGGGGGUCUAAAGUCUCUCACUGCUCAGGGUCAGGAGCUGGUUUUAUUUACUUACCAUGGAAACAGUGGCUUACUGGCAACCAAGAGCAUCCAGAUUGGCUGGUCUACAUUUUAUGACUACGACAGUGAGGGUCGUCUGACAAAUGUGACCUUCCCUACCGGUGUGGUAACCAACCUCCACGGAGACAUGUCCUCAGGAGCUGUUGCAGUGGAUAUAGAGACCUCAGGAAGGGAUGAGGAUGUUUCCAUAACAACAAACCUGUCAUCAGUAGACUCCUUCUACAUUUUGGUGCAGGAUCAGCUUCGGAACAGCUACCAAGUAGGUGAUGACCAUUCACUGAGGGUUGUCUAUGCCAAUGGGAUGGACACCCAUUACCAGACGGAGCCACAUAUACUCGCAGGUGCUGCUAACCCUACGGUUGCUCGACGCAACAUGACCCUGCCAGGAGAGAAUGGGCAGAACCUGGUGGAGUGGAGGUUCAGGAAGGAGCAGACACGUGGAAAAGUCAUUGUUUUUGGGAGAAAGCUGCGGGUAAAUGGAAGAAACUUACUGUCUGUAGAUUAUGAUCGUACGCUGCGAACAGAGAAAAUCUAUGAUGACCACAGGAAGUUCCUGCUAAAAAUCAUCUAUGACACUCAAGGCCAUCCAGCUCUCUGGAUCCCCAGCAGCAAGCUGCUCUCAGUUAACUUGACAUAUUCCAGCACGGGUCAAGUGACAGGUCUCCAGAGGGGUCCAACCACAGAGAGGUGGGAGUACGACAACCAGGGAAGAAUCAUCUCCAGAGUGUUCGCUGAUGGAAAGGUCUGGAGCUACACUUAUCUGGACAAGUCCAUGGUUCUGCUGCUGCACAGCCAGCAUCAGUAUAUUUUUGACUAUGACUCAGGGAACCGUUUGUCUGCGGUCACUAUGCCCAGUGUGGCUCGGCACACCAUGCAAACCAUCAGAUCCAUUGGAUACUACAGAAACAUUUACACUCCCCCUGAAAGCAACGCUUCAGUCACUGUGGACUACUCUGAAGACGGACAGCUCCUCAGAGUGGCCCAUCUAGGCACUGGCCGACAGAUACUGUACAAAUAUCGCAGACAGAACAAGCUGGCAGAGAUUCUUUACGACUCAACACGAGUCAGUUUUACCUACGACGAAACGGCUGGCGUACUUAAGACGGUUAAUUUGCAAACGAGGAUGGAAUGGUGA